Molecule: messenger RNA, 1364 nt
Organism: Odobenus rosmarus divergens (Pacific walrus)
Lineage: Eukaryota; Metazoa; Chordata; Mammalia; Carnivora; Odobenidae
Gene: WDFY1
Product: WD repeat and FYVE domain containing 1
Exons: 12
Coding region: 1-1233 (410 amino acids)
Molecular function (GO): protein binding; metal ion binding
Source: RefSeq, a predicted model, not a curated record
AUGGCGGCCGAGAUUCACUCCAGGCCGCAGAGCAGCCGUCCGGUGCUGCUGAGCAAGAUCGAGGGGCACCAGGACGCCGUCACGGCCGCGCUGCUCAUCCCCAAGGAGGACGGCGUCAUCACGGCCAGCGAGGACAGAACCAUCCGAGUAUGGCUGAAAAGAGACAGUGGGCAGUACUGGCCCAGCAUUUACCACACCAUGGCCUCUCCUUGCUCUGCUAUGGCUUACCAUCAUGAUAGCAGACGGAUAUUUGUGGGCCAAGAUAAUGGAGCCGUAAUGGAAUUUCAUGUUUCUGAAGAUUUUAAUAAAAUGAACUUUAUCAAGACCUACCCAGCUCAUCAGAACCGGGUGUCCGCCAUCAUCUUCAGCCUGGCUGCCGAGUGGGUGAUCAGCACCGGCCACGACAAGUGUGUCAGCUGGAUGUGCACCCGCAGUGGGAACAUGCUGGGGAGACACUUCUUCACUUCCUGGGCUUCGUGCUUACAAUAUGAUUUUGAUACUCAGUAUGCUUUUGUUGGCGAUUAUUCUGGACAGAUCACCCUGCUGAAGCUGGAACAGAACUCCUGUUCAGUCAUUACAACCCUCAAAGGCCAUGAAGGUAGCAUCGCCUGCCUCUGGUGGGACCCUAUUCAGCGGUUACUCUUCUCAGGAGCCUCUGACAACAGCAUCAUCAUGUGGGACAUCGGCGGACGGAAAGGCCGCACGCUCCUGCUGCAAGGCCAUCAUGACAGAGUGCAGUCCCUGUGUUACCUGCAGCUCACAAGGCAGCUGGUCUCCUGUUCCUCGGAUGGGGGGAUUGCAGUGUGGAACAUGGACGUUAGCAGAGAGGAGGCUCCUCAGUGGUUAGAGAGUGAUUCUUGCCAGAAGUGCGAGCAGCCCUUUUUCUGGAAUAUAAAGCAGAUGUGGGACACAAAGACACUGGGGUUGAGACAGCAUCACUGCCGGAAAUGUGGGCAGGCUGUGUGUGGGAAGUGCAGCAGCAAGCGCUCCAGCUACCCUGUCAUGGGCUUCGAGUUCCAGGUCCGCGUGUGCGAUUCCUGCUACGACUCCAUCAAAGACGAGGAUCGGACUUCUCUAGCAACCUUUCAUGAAGGAAAACAUAACAUUUCCCACAUGUCCAUGGACGUUGCUCGGGGACUGAUGGUGACCUGUGGGACCGACCGCAUCGUGAAGAUCUGGGACAUGACACCUGUGGUGGGCUGCAGUCUGGCAACUGGGUUUGCUCCACGUUGAUCCGGGAGCUGGGUGAGGUCUGCACCUUCCCUGUGGCACCCUUCACCAACGCAGCCCUUCCCCGUGGCUCCACGGUCGCAGUCACGGGAAUGGACAGUAGCCACUAAAAAAAAGCAACAUUUUUAAAGAGA